Messenger RNA from Fusarium graminearum PH-1, 2028 nucleotides. RefSeq lists its product as uncharacterized. Gene Ontology annotation, cellular component: nucleus. Bases 655 to 1671 code for a protein of 338 amino acids. The transcript has 2 exons. The record is from RefSeq and is a predicted model, not a curated record. Lineage: Eukaryota; Fungi; Ascomycota; Sordariomycetes; Hypocreales; Nectriaceae.
AACUUUCUCAACAAUGUCAAUUAUCACUACUACAUUAUCUAUCCGCCAUCCUUUUUAGAGCAAUAUCAGCAAUGGUGGGCUUCGCGAGCCGAGAAUCAACCACUGAGCAUUCAAUGGACUUGCCUUCUUCUCACGGUCUGUGCAUGUGCAUCGCAGUACACGGAUGUCGAACUGCAGAGACAACUCGAAGGUGGCCUUGGUCAUCCUAUUCAGCGAAUUGCCGAACAAUACCACGAAGCUGCUCGAGAGCUGGCAAGUGCUGUUCCUCUUGGCCACAGUCAUUUCACCAAUGUCCAACAACUACUGCAUUCCUGUUACUGGUUCAAGUCAGAAGCCCGUUUUGUUGAGUGCUGGCAUGUGCUAAAUGCUGCUAUUCGAGAAGCACAGGAGCUUUCCAUCCACAAAGAAGCCAAGGCUGGCUCUCUAUCUGAAUUAGACCUGGAGAUGCGACGAAGAAUAUGGUGCAUCCUUGACACUUGGGACUGGUGAGAAGCGCUCCAUAGUACCUUCCGUGGCCAUAUGAAUACUAAAUUACUCAUGUGAAGGCAAAUAUCUACGCUUUUAGGCAAACCCCUAAUCAUUGACCGAAACGACUGCGACGUAGGCCCCCCACGACUCGGCUUGGAGGGCUAUCAAUAUUCACCCUUGACCCAUAUGAAGUUGCAGUCCAGCUUAAUUCGGCAGAUAUCUGGAAGAUUUGGACAUACCAAGAACAUCACGGCCCAUGCAGAUGUUCAGGAAUACCAAAGAAUUGUUGAAGCUUGGGUUGAUACCUUCCCUCCCUCUCUGAGUGUUCAUAACCCAGAUAGAUCGUUAGACGCAUCGUGCCCAUGGAUCGUUCUGCACAGGCAUAUGAUCCGUACUGUCACAUUCACAAUGCUUCUCCAACCCAUCCGAGGCUUUCUGACAAGGCCAUUUGCUAUUCGAUCUCUGGAAGCCGAGUUGAAAAUACGCAGUGAUGGUAUAGACUACUGUCUGGAGCUUAUGAUGUCCUUGCGUGGCUUCUUUGAUCAUUUGUACCCAAGGGAUGCCAAGUAUCAUUUUGUUCUGUUCUGCACCUUCGAUAUUUCAACCGUGCUGUGUUCGGCAGUUCUUCACGAUGAACAGCAUACGCUCCCUAGGCGGGACGACGUUUACAAAGUUAUAGACGAAGCACAUGCCAUGCUGCAAAACUUCAGAACGGUGACAAAAUCAGCCAAGGCAUCAUAUGGGAUUUUGACCCGAAUCGUCCAACGACUUCCCAGGACAACGCAAACAUAUGAAACGUCGGGGAAGAGACCAAAGGUGUUGGCACCACAGGUUUCGGAAGACACUGCAUCGCCGCAGACAAUCCCUCCAGUUGGCAUCCCGAGCCAGCAGAAUUCACCUCCCGCGGCCAAUUUCUCACCUUCGCCAAUAAAUAUGCCUACUCCUGGAGUACCGUCUCCAGUAUACUCCUUAGCCAACGGCCCCCCAAUGGCUGGCGGCUUUGCACCUUCUGCAAUGUAUACCGGCCCUCCGCAAUGCGGCGACUGGCAGUCACAGUUGUAUAUGCAGGACCCAGCGACGUUUGCGCCCACCCAGUUCACUUCCCAGGGUGCCAUAUUUGCGAACAUUUCUGACGAGGAGCUUGGCGAGCUGGCAAAUGUUUGGAACUAUCAGUCCCUUGAUUUCAGCUUCAUAAACUCCUAGAUUGUGUUCUCCAAAUGACCGAAAUUUGGGCUACGUGUUGCAGAGUGCUCGUCAAUGAUGACGAGGGAUAUCCUGUGACUGGGAUGUCACUCCCGAAGACAUCGCCACAGGCAGCAGCUAUUAACUGCCGUACGCGAUCAUGAUUGGUAUUGCUGACCGCACGCAAAAGCAAUGAGAGAGGCCAGGCAUCAAGAUGUGUUGACACGUAUGUGGCGACGAAUCAACUUUUCAACGUUCACGAGAGAUGAGGAGCAUAUCUUCAAGAGACGAGAAUGGACAAAACGUAUUUACGAGAUUAUGAGACAAACGAGUGCUAUAAUAGAUUGAUAGAAGCGUCUAGAUUGUGAAUAUUAUUGC